Sordaria macrospora k-hell is the source of this 579-nucleotide messenger RNA. RefSeq lists its product as uncharacterized. NCBI's taxonomy places the organism in Eukaryota, Fungi, Ascomycota, Sordariomycetes, Sordariales, Sordariaceae. The record is from RefSeq and is a predicted model, not a curated record.
AUGUGGCGCCCCAGAUUGCCCGCUCUCCGCAACUGGCUCGCCCCCGGCACCGAAAAACAGACACACCGGCCCGGACAAUGGACCCUGCCGCCCGAAUCCGACCCAGAGCUAUACUGGGCCAGCAACAAACCACACAGCCUUGCGGACCAACCAUGGUACAAGGACAACAACCCAUACCUCAGACUACCACGCAAAUACCUAGCGAGGUGGGUAGGAGAACGAACGGGCCACUGGGACUUUCACUCCUAUCACGAGCGUUUCAACCACCCCCCCGAGGCGUUCCGGUACUGCACAUGCGGAGCACCCCGCAAGAAAGGACAAUUUUUCGUAUGGCCACUGGUCACCUACCGCAACCCGAACGCGGCAGAAGACACGCCGAAGGCCUUCGGCACAAGCUACGCAACAUUUCUCACAAGGAUUCAAGCCCUCAAGGACGAGGGAUACACACACAUCCAGGUAUUACGAGGAGGAGGCUACCAGGGGAUAAGGGUGGCGAGAGCGGAAACCCCCAUCCCGGACGACGAGCCACUGCCAUUCGCAGAGGCGCUUGGUCUCCCGGGGUCAGGAGGCCUGGAAUAA